CGCUGAUUGGUCGCCGAGGUCUUUAAAACGCCGAGGUGGGCGGUGGUGCUGGCCACCCACCCCCUCGUGUACCGUUCCGGCCUUCAUAGGUGCUACUCGCUAACAGCACUUGCCCCUACAGUCUGUUCAGGCUACACGGGGGAUCUUUGUCUUUGGGAGACUCGCUGGGAGGUAACAGCCUCAUCCUGAUGGUGGCCUGCGUCAGCCCGGCCGACUCCAAUUUAAAAGAGACCCUCAACACUCUGCGCUACGCUGACCGCGCGCGCAAGAUCAAGAACAAGCCGAUCGUGAACCGCGACCCCAACACGGCCGAGCUGCAGAUGCUCCGGCAAGAGGUUCAACAGCUGCAGGUGCAGGUUCCACAGCUGCAGAUGCAGCUGCUGCAGGCUCGGGGUGGAGAUAUCGUCACGAUGCAGGGUGGUGGUGGUGAGGGACAGGCGGCCAGCGUGCAGUCGGUGCUGGAGCACAACCGCAGCCUGCACGAGGCCAACGGCCAGCUGAGCAGGGAGCUGCAGGUGGGUGUGGAUCACACUGUACACCUCUGUGAGAAGGUCAUCCUGGUGAGUGGUGGUG
Lethenteron reissneri (Far Eastern brook lamprey) is the source of this 573-nucleotide messenger RNA. Its product is annotated as chromosome-associated kinesin KIF4A-like. The record is from RefSeq and is a predicted model, not a curated record. Gene Ontology annotation, biological process: mitotic spindle organization; spindle elongation; microtubule-based movement. Gene Ontology annotation, cellular component: microtubule associated complex. NCBI's taxonomy places the organism in Eukaryota, Metazoa, Chordata, Hyperoartia, Petromyzontiformes, Petromyzontidae. Gene Ontology annotation, molecular function: ATP binding; microtubule binding; microtubule motor activity.